UUUUUUUCCUGAUUCUUUUUUUGGAGGGGGAAAUUGCAUCGUAAGCUUUUGGAGAAACCCAACAUGUCAACUACCUUUCCCGGACUAGUCCACGAUGCGGAGAUACGUCACGACGGAUCAAACAGCUACCGUUUGAUGCAGCUUGGCUGUCUGGAGUCCGUAGCCAAUUCCACGGUUGCCUAUUCUUCCUCCUCUCCUUUAACUUACUCCACCACCGGCACCGAGUUUGCGUCCCCCUACUUCUCCACUAACCACCAGUACACCCCGCUCCAUCACCAGUCGUUCCAUUACGAGUUCCAGCACAGCCACCCGGCGGUCACUCCCGACGCCUACUCUCUGAACUCACUCCACCACUCACAACAGUACUACCAGCAGAUUCACCACGGGGAGCCCACCGACUUUAUUAACCUGCACAAUGCGCGGGCGCUCAAGUCCUCCUGCCUGGACGAGCAGAGGCGGGAGCUGGGCUGCCUCGAUGCCUACCGCCGCCACGACCUGUCCCUCAUGAGCCAUGGCUCUCAGUAUGGAAUGCACCCAGAUCAAAGACUCCUGCCAGGCCCCAGCCUGGGGCUGUCCGCCGCGGGAGCCGACGACUUGCAGGGUUCUGUGGAAGCCCAGUGUGGGAUUGUUCUCAAUGGCCAAGGGGGAGUGAUAAGAAGAGGUGGCACCUGUGUGGUCAACCCCACAGACUUGUUUUGCUCAGUUCCUGGUCGAUUGUCCCUUCUCAGUUCUACUUCCAAGUACAAGGUGACCAUUGCUGAGGUAAAGAGGCGUCUCUCGCCACCUGAGUGCCUCAAUGCUUCACUCCUGGGAGGCAUUCUGAGGAGAGCAAAAUCCAAGAAUGGUGGCCGCUGCCUAAGAGAGAAACUGGAUAGGCUUGGCCUAAACCUGCCAGCUGGAAGACGGAAAGCAGCCAAUGUCACGCUUCUCACUUCAUUGGUUGAAGGCGAGGCUUUGCACUUGGCUCGGGAUUUUGGCUACACGUGUGAAACGGAGUUUCCAGCUAAGGCAGUGGGAGAACAUCUCGCCAGACAACAUAUGGAACAGAAAGAACAGACAGCACGGAAAAAGAUGAUCCUAGCGACCAAACAAAUUUGUAAAGAAUUCCAAGACCUCCUGAGCCAAGACAGAUCCCCGCUGGGGUCCUCCAGACCCACCCCCAUUCUAGACCUGGACAUCCAGAGGCACUUAACGCAUUUCAGUUUGAUCACUCAUGGUUUCGGGACGCCAGCAAUAUGUGCAGCUCUGAGCACUUUCCAAACAGUCCUCAGUGAGAUGCUUAACUACUUGGAAAAACACACUACUCACAAAAAUGGUGGUGCUGCAGACUCUGGCCAAGGACAUGCCAACUCGGAGAAAGCCCCGCUGCGGAAAGCUUCAGAGGCUGCUGUGAAGGAGGGCAAAACAGAAAAGACAGACUAGAGACAUCAAACAGAGUCUAUUUCCAGAGAGUCUUGCUGCUCAUAUUUUUUUUCUAAAAUAUAUAUCAUUGAGGGUGACUAAUUUUCAGUGGACAAAAUCUUUACAAUCCCCAG
This is a messenger RNA of Chionomys nivalis (European snow vole), 1535 nucleotides long. It is a transcript of the gene Tfap2d, whose product is annotated as transcription factor AP-2 delta. The record is from RefSeq and is a predicted model, not a curated record. Gene Ontology annotation, cellular component: nucleus. The transcript has 8 exons. The coding region runs from base 64 to 1422 and encodes 452 amino acids. NCBI's taxonomy places the organism in Eukaryota, Metazoa, Chordata, Mammalia, Rodentia, Cricetidae. Gene Ontology annotation, molecular function: DNA-binding transcription factor activity, RNA polymerase II-specific; RNA polymerase II transcription regulatory region sequence-specific DNA binding. Gene Ontology annotation, biological process: regulation of cell population proliferation; regulation of transcription by RNA polymerase II; anatomical structure development.